Messenger RNA from Phalaenopsis equestris, 1854 nucleotides. RefSeq names its product purple acid phosphatase 17-like. The transcript has 7 exons. The coding region runs from base 82 to 1062 and encodes 326 amino acids. Gene Ontology annotation, molecular function: ferrous iron binding; acid phosphatase activity; ferric iron binding. NCBI's taxonomy places the organism in Eukaryota, Viridiplantae, Streptophyta, Magnoliopsida, Asparagales, Orchidaceae. The record is from RefSeq and is a predicted model, not a curated record.
CCAAUUGCUAAUAUAAAAGUAGCAAAGGAAUAAUUGGCGGGUUCGCUCUGUUGCUAGAGGCGUGAAGAGGGGGAGAUAGCCAUGGCCCCAAGUUUUGUUGCUCUCUCUCUCUUCAUCCUUCAAAGUUUCCUCUUUUCUUCCUCUUCCUCGGAGCUUCACCGAUUUGAUCAUCCCGCCAAGAAGGAUGGUUCUCUGAGCCUUCUCGUUGUUGGAGAUUGGGGAAGAAAAGGAUUAUACAAUCAAUCCCAAGUGGCAGAAAAGAUGGGAGAGAUUGGGAAGGAACUCGACAUCGAUUUUGUGAUAUCAACCGGUGAUAAUUUCUACGAGAAUGGAUUAACUGGAGUAGAUGAUACUGCUUUUGAGGAAUCCUUUGCCAAUAUUUUCACGGCCGAGGGCCUGCAGAAGCAGUGGUAUGCUGUUUUGGGGAAUCAUGACUACAGGGGAGAUGUUCUGUCGCAGCUAAGUCCUAUUCUUCAGACGAUUGAUAGCAGAUGGCUUUGCUUGAGAUCUUUUAUUCUUCAUGCUGAAAUUGCUGAUUUCAUCUUUGUGGACACAACUCCAUUUGUUGUCAAGUAUUGGACUCAAUCGGAGGGCCACCUUUACGACUGGAGAGAAGUGUCUCCUCGUGAACAAUACAUUGAUAAUCUCCUUAAGGAAUUGAAUGAAGCAUUGAUUGAAUCCCGAGCACCGUGGAAGUUUGUGGUUGGUCAUCAUACAAUGAGGAGUGUAAGCGAACAUGGAGACACGGAAGAGCUACUGGAGAAUCUCCUCCCGAUUCUUAAGGAGAAUGGAGUUGAUCUUUACAUAAAUGGACACGACCACUGCCUCCAGCACAUUAGCAGCAGAGAUAGUUCUCUUCAUUAUUUAACAAGCGGCGGCGGUUCCAAGGCGUGGAGGGGAAUUUAUAUUCCAAAUGAUGACAAGUUACAAUUCUUCUACGAUGGCCAGGGUUUCUUGUCGAUGCAGUUGACUAAAACGAGUGUGACGACUGUGUUUAACGAUGCCUUUGGCCAAGCCUUGCACGAACUGAGUCUAACCAAGCAGUUUCUCAAUUACCUGUAAUUUGUUAGAAGAUUGGGGAGGGACAUUUAUGUAAAUAAGCUGAGAGCUUAGGCAUGCUUACACGAGCUUCUUGAUCAAGGAAAAGUAAGGAUAAGUGUUGAAUCCAAAUUUGUUCAGGAGACAAUGCCCAAGAAAUAGAGUGUCAGAGAUCAGAAAGAGGGGAGGAGGAGAUUAUGAAAGAGAGAGUAAUAACACAAUAUUAAAUAACAAAAGUUGUGUCACCUUUAUUCACAAAAUAAACCUUCUAUUUAUAGGAUGGGGUUUAAUUAUGACUACAUACUAUAACCCUAUGACGGCUAGCUACGUCAGGGGAACUUUAGUCCAUAAUUGCACUAGGCCCGCACGGUCACGGAAUAUGAACCGCUGGCCUUUCGGCCAGAUGACUAGAGAGUCGAGGGGACUAUGAGGCCAAAUGACAGUAGGCUUGCCAGCCAUUGGAUGGGAACCUGGGUCUCCGUCAUUGGAGCCUUGGGCGCCAUCGCCCUGUCCUGACAUGUUCAACUUGGUGGGUGAUGGUUUCCUUUUAGCGAGAUUCCUCUAGAGAUGAUCCUUCCCCGCUUUGUUGUCGAAGGCACGCCGUUCUUUUUAUCUCCAUAUUUGUUCGAUUCAGCAAGUAUUUCUCAGGCAUCCAUGGUUGGGCCUGCAAUGCUGCUUCACCCCCCAUAUUGUUCAUGAGGUGUUUUUGUGAUUUGUGCUGGCACUUUUUUAGUGUGCAUAUUAAGUUCCCCAUUUUCUCUUGCUCCUUAAUUGUGACAACUGCAACAAGGAGAAGAAAAGUUUUAUUAACUCUCC